AUGGCUCCAAGCGCGGCGACAAAUAUGCUUGAGCUGACCUCAGGCGAUGAUGUUAACUCUGCCGUUCCAUUACGUUUGGGUGCUGAGCUCAAGGGUCCUGCUCUGGGUAUGGGCAUGACGGCGAUGCGCGAAAAGUCCCAGCCAGAUGCUGAAGCAGCCUCUACUGGCCUGGCCCUGCCACUCCGACCAAGCCUCGCCAGCGGCUGGUACUGUCUGCGCCAAUCCAUCGCAUUGGGCAACAACUUGCCCAUCUGUCCGAUCGGUCCAUCCACGGUCAGGCAACAACAACACAGCGACCGCCUCCACUACUCAACAUUGACGGAUAUGUUCGGUCGGCACUACAGCAGCACCAUCACGUCAACGGACGUUGGCGACGAGGACGUCUCGACUUUGAAGUAUCAGACCAAGAUAUGGCGGCGAAGUGGCCCGCGUCGAGUACAUCGCCUCAGCAGCGCCUGCCACGACUUCUCACCGGGCUGCAUCGAGGGUCAUGCCCCGAUAUCCUCCAAGUACAGCUUGAGGCGGGACUCCAAGGGGCUAACGACCGAGAUGGCAGGCGUUCCAGCAGAGUAG
Messenger RNA from Colletotrichum graminicola M1.001, 573 nucleotides. RefSeq lists its product as uncharacterized. Lineage: Eukaryota; Fungi; Ascomycota; Sordariomycetes; Glomerellales; Glomerellaceae. The coding region runs from base 1 to 573 and encodes 190 amino acids. The transcript is spliced from 3 exons. The record is from RefSeq and is a predicted model, not a curated record.